This is a messenger RNA of Closterium sp. Naga37s-1, 1644 nucleotides long. Lineage: Eukaryota; Viridiplantae; Streptophyta; Zygnematophyceae; Desmidiales; Closteriaceae. The record is from the annotation of a GenBank genome assembly.
GUGAUGGUGACGAAGCAGCGGGACGACCUGCGGCAGCAGCUGCCUGCUCUGCGCAAGCUGGACGACAUGCUGCUGGAGAUGUUGGACGAGUGCAACAGCACGGAGUACUGGUACACACAGGAGCGCCCCGACCCUGUCGCCAACGGCGCAGUGGACGCACACAAGGCCGCAGGCUCCUCGUCCCGUCGCAACCCGCGCCACCGCGACGGGUGCACGUGCGCGGAUUGCCAGGCGGACGCUGAAGACGACGACGGGUACGGGGGCGGAGGAAAAAAAGGGUCGAAAGCCCGAGGGGGGGCGGCGGCGGCGGCGCGCAGCAGCGGUGGGGGUGGCGGCGGGGGAGGGGUGAUGCGGGAGUCGAAGACCGGCAAGUGGUGGCGGCCGGUGCCGCGGGUGCCGGUGUGUGGGUUGAGUGAGGCGCUGCGCAAGCACCUGGAGCACCAGAUGGAGAAGGCGGCUCAGAUUGUCAAGCUCGCCAUGGCCAUCAACACACAGGCGCUAGAGGAUAUGGCUGUGCCCGCUGCUUACACCGACAACCUGCCCAAGGUACCGCUGGGUGGGAAUGGGGGCUGCUGCUACUUUUUAGUCGCCUCAAAGGCCAUCAACACACAGGCACUUGAAGACAUGGCUGUGCCUGCUGCUUACACCGACAACCUGCCCAAGGUAGGCUAUUGUGUGCAUGCAUGUGUGGCUAUUGUGCUUUCUCUGUUGCUGCUGUUCUUUGAUCUGCCGUCCCUCUCUCGCCCCCUCUCUCGCUUCAUCAUCCUGCCCAGUCGCCCUUGCCCUGGGCAUGCCGUCCCCUCCAUCUCUCCCCUCCAACCGUUUCCUCCCCUCGCCUGUCACCCCACCACUCCCUUACACAAUCCCCUCCCGGGCCCCAAACCCUCCCUGCACCACUCCCAACCCUGUCCCCCACAUCCCACUCUCCUUCUCUCCCCCAUCUCCACACACCCCCUUCAGUCGGGGCGGGCGGCACUGGGAGAUCAGAUAUAUUCGGUGAUAAUGAGCAGCAGCUUCAGUGUGGAUCGUGUGUUGGACACAGUGGACCUCACCAACGAGCACGCGGCGCUCAAGCUCGCCUGCCGCCUUUUGAUCGGGGCGGGCGGCACUGGGCGAUCAGAUAUACUCGGUGAUAAUGAGCAGCAGCUUCAGUGUGGACCGGGUGUUGGACACAGUGGACCUCACAACGAGCAUGCUGCACUCAAGCUCGCCUGCCGCCUCGACGGCCGCUGUGUACACUGGCGCAAGAUGGCCCCGCCUCCCCCCACCAGCUCUCUCCGCUUGCUUCCACCGCCCCUUCUCCCCCCACAUCCCUGCCAACAACCUCGUUCCCACCCUCCCGUUUUCCCUCCCCACUCAUACCUACUCGCGCUCCUCGUCCCAUUAUCCCAUCAGGUCCCCCCAGCUGACGCAUUCAAUGAGCGGGCACUACUCGAGCUCUGGUCCGCUGGGGAGAGAUGUGUCAAGUUUGAGGAGAACGCCAACCGAGCAGAGGCGUGUCUGCGCAGCCAUCAGGACGCUGCCCCUCACUGCCCCAAACCACUCUCGACACCUCCAAAAUCCUCUACAACACGGUCGGUACAUCAGCGCCAUGCCUGCUGCUGUGUGGCACUGCACCAUUGCGGUUACCCUGCACUGCAGUGA